This is a messenger RNA of Sardina pilchardus (European sardine), 2969 nucleotides long. RefSeq names its product anoctamin 3 (gene ano3). Lineage: Eukaryota; Metazoa; Chordata; Actinopteri; Clupeiformes; Clupeidae. Gene Ontology annotation, molecular function: protein dimerization activity; chloride channel activity. Gene Ontology annotation, biological process: chloride transmembrane transport. The transcript has 27 exons. The coding region runs from base 27 to 2969 and encodes 980 amino acids. Gene Ontology annotation, cellular component: plasma membrane. The record is from RefSeq and is a predicted model, not a curated record.
GGGAGGGAGGAAUCAUACACGCCACCAUGGUGCACCACUCGGGAUCCAUUCAGUCCUUCAAACAGCAAAAAGGCAUGCACACGAGCAUCAGUGAGAUUCUGAAGGAGAAGACUCUGAAGCCGUCUCGCCGCAGCCUGCCGUGUCUGGCCCAGAGUCAGACGCACCCGCACGGCCUCCACCACUUCCUGUCCAUCCCCCUGAGCCCCGAGAGCACCAAGACCCACGCCACGCCCGCCACACACACCACACACAGCGUCAGCACCUCCUGCACACACAUCACGCCGCAGACCACAGAAGCACCAAAGGACCAGUAUGUGGAGGUCUCGGAGGCGGGUGGUUUUGAGUCGAGGGUUGAGGAGUCGCUUCUCAUCAAGAAACCGGUCUGCCGAGCCAAACUGGAGGCUCGCACCGAAUCCAUCAAAUCUGCUAAGAACGUGCGGCUGCAGCCCUCGGGGCUGCUGUUCCGAGACGGGAAGAAGCGCAUCGACUACAUCCUGGUUUACAAGAAGUCCAGCCCUCAGGUGGAGAAGAGAUGCACCUUCGAGAGGAACCUGCGGGCGGAAGGACUCAUGCUGGAGAAGGAGCCCUCGUUGACCAAUAAUGACAUCAUGUUUGUGAAGAUCCAUGCCCCCUGGGACACCCUGUGUAAAUACGCAGAACAGAUGAAUAUCAGGAUGCCUUUCAGGAAAAAGUGCUACUUCUCAGACUGGAAGAAGAAAGCGAUGGGCAGGUACAGUAGCCACUUCCAUCUGAGAUGUCGUCAGAUAAAGAGCUGGCUCCCCAGGAACCCGAUGAAGCUGGAUAAGGAAGCGCUGCCCGACCUGGAGGAGACCGACUGCUACACGGCUCCUUUCAGCCGCGCCCGAAUGCACCACUUCACCAUAAACAACAGAGAGACGUUUUUCUCCAACUCCACACGGAGCCGCAUCGUUCAUCACGUCCUUCAGCGCACCAAGUAUGAGGACGGCAAAUCUAAGAUGGGAAUCAAUAGGUUACUGACCAACAGCACUUAUGAGGCAGCGUUCCCCCCACAUGAGGGCGGCUACAAGAGCAGACACCCCAUAAAGACGCACGGGGCCCAGAACCACAGACACCUGCUGUACGAGAGAUGGGCACGCUGGGGCAUCUGGUACAAGUACCAGCCACUGGACCUCAUCAGACGGUACUUUGGGGAGAAGAUUGGCCUGUACUUUGCGUGGCUUGGCUGGUACACCGGCAUGUUGAUCCCUGCUGCUCUGGUGGGCCUCUUCGUCUUCCUCUAUGGCCUCUUCACCAUGGACUCCAGUCAAGUCAGCAAAGAGAUCUGUGAGGCGAACACGACAAUAAUGUGCCCAAUGUGUGAGGAGAACUGCAGCUCGUGGAAACUUAGUGACAGCUGUGUGUAUGCCAAGGUGACUCAUCUUUUUGACAACGGAGGAACUGUGUUCUUUGCUAUAUUUAUGGCAAUAUGGGCCACAGUGUUCCUGGAGUUCUGGAAGAGGAGGAGGGCGGAGCUAACGUAUGACUGGGACCUAAUUGACUGGGAGGAGGAAGAGGAGGAACUACGUCCACAAUUUGAGGCAAAGUACUCUCGUGUGGAGAGAGUGAACCCAAUCUCUGGCAAGCCGGAGCCUUUUCAGCCUUUCACAGACAAACUCAGCAGGCUCAUGGUGUCCGUGUCCGGAAUCUUCUUCAUGAUCUCUCUGGUAUUGACGGCAGUGUUUGCAGUGGUGGUUUUCCGACUGAUCGCCAUGGAGAAGUUUGCAUCGUUCCAGUGGGAGUUUGUGAAGAAGAACUGGCAGUUUGCCACCUCUGGCACAGGAGUCUUCAUCAACUUCAUCAUCAUUAUGUCCCUCAACGUGGUGUAUGAAAAAGUGGCAUAUUUACUCACAAAUUUGGAACACCCAAGGACAGAAUCUGAAUGGGAAAACAGCUUUGCCCUCAAGAUGUUCCUUUUCCAGUUUGUGAAUCUGAACAGCUCCACCUUCUACAUCGCCUUCUUCUUAGGAAGGUUUGCUGGCCGGCCGGGGAAAUACAAUAAGCUGUUCAACCGCUGGAGGCUGGAGGAGUGUCACCCCAGCGGCUGUCUGAUUGACCUGUGUCUACAAAUGGGAGUGAUCAUGGUGUUUAAGCAGAUGUGGAACAACUUCAUGGAGCUCGGCUACCCGCUGCUGCAGAACUGGUGGUCCCGUCGCAAGAUCAGGAAGCGGGGAGGCGGCGGGGUGGUGGACGGGGUGCUGCCCCAGUGGGACAAGGACUGGACCCUGCAGCCCAUGAACGCACACGGCCUGGUGGACGAAUACCUGGAGAUGGUCCUGCAGUUUGGCUUCACCACUAUCUUCGUGGCGGCGUUCCCUCUGGCCCCUCUACUGGCGCUGCUCAACAACAUCAUCGAGAUCCGGCUGGACGCCUACAAGUUCGUCACCCAGUGGAGGAGGCCCAUGCCGGCCCGCGCUACCGACAUCGGGAUCUGGCAUGGCAUCCUGGAGGGGAUCGGGGUGCUGGCGGUCAUCACCAAUGCCUUCGUCAUCGCCAUCACCUCGGACUACAUCCCUCGAUUUGUCUACGCCUUCAAGUACGGGCCCUGUGUGGACCAGGGCUACCACCACGAGAAUCGGUGCUUGAUGGGGUAUGUGAACAGCAGCCUGUCUGUGUUUGACCGGGGGGAGAACAACAGUCUGGCCCCGUCCAGAUAUUGCAGGUACCGGGAUUACCGAGCCCCUCCCUGGAGUGCAGAGCCGUACGAGUUCACUCUACAGUUUUGGCACGUCCUCGCGGCUCGCCUGGCUUUCAUCAUCGUCUUUGAGCACCUGGUGUUUGGCAUCAAGUCGUUCAUCGCGUACCUGAUCCCGGACAUGCCCAAGGACCUGUGCGACCGGAUGAGGCGCGAGAAGUACCUCAUGCAGGAGAUGAUGUACGAGGCCGAGCUGGAGCACCUGCAGAAAGAACGCAAGAAGAACGGACGCAGAUAUCACCACGAGUGGCCUUAG